AUGACGAUCGUCCUGUACCUCCCGAGGAAGGAGUCGGCGAGGAAGCCGCCGAGCAGGCACAGGAGGAAGGAGGUCCCCAUGAAGUCGGUGACGAUAUUGGCCGACUCUGCGCUCGGCAAGUGCAUCGUGUCCCCGAGGUAG
Spirodela intermedia is the source of this 141-nucleotide messenger RNA. The record is from the annotation of a GenBank genome assembly. NCBI's taxonomy places the organism in Eukaryota, Viridiplantae, Streptophyta, Magnoliopsida, Alismatales, Araceae.